AUGGAUCUUUACGACACUUUAGAUUUUUACCUAAAAAAAUCUAUUCGCAUUCGCAAUGUUAAUAAAAUUCUGAUUGGAGAACCUUUAGGUUUCUUAGAUUUUUACCUAAAAAAAUCUAUUCACAUUCGCAAUGUUAAUAAUAUUCUGACUGACGAACCUUUAGCAAAAGGAUUAUUUAUACAGAGUGGAAACAAAGUUAUUGACGAUUUUAUUAGCUAUACAUUAACUAAUAAUACUAAAGAAUAUGGGAAAAUGAUGUUCAUUCCUUAUGAUAAAUUCAAAAAUAUAGAACUUAUUGGUGAAGGAGGUUUUAGUAAAAUUUAUAAGGCUACUUGGAUUGAUUGUAAACUUUAUUGUUGGAUUCUAAAUAAUUCCCUGCUAAAUAAUUCUGAAACAAUUGCUCUUAAAAAGCUUAACAAUUCUAAAAAUAUUACUUCUAAAGAGCUAAAUGAGCUUAAGAUAUUUUACCAUUAUUCUUCGAAUCGGAAAAGUGAAUCUUUUUAUAAUUCGGUAAAUGAUUCUGUUAAUGCAUAUUACGGUAUUACUCAAGAUCCUGUAACCCAAGAUCUUAUAUUUAUUAUGCCAUAUUAUAAUUCGGAUUUGACACAUUAUAUAACUGAAAAUUUUUACAGUAUUGAAUGGCGCCAUAAAAUGAUUUAUUUGCAAAACGUCAUAGAUGGACUUGCUAAAGUUCAUGAUACAAAUAUUAUACAUAGAGAUUUACAUAGUGGAAAUAUACUUCUAAAUGGUCGAUAUGAUGCAGCAAACAUAUGUGAUUUAGGAGCAAGUAAAUCAGCAACGGAAAAUAACGAUAAUGAUAAUGAAGAUAAAAACGUUUAUGGCAUAAUUCCUUAUGUUGCACCAGAGGUUUUACAAGGAAAAAAAUAUACCAAAGCUUCAGAUAUAUAUAGUUUUGGAAUGAUUAUGUGGGAGUUAAUGGUAGGAAGAAGACCUUUUUGGGAUAGAAAUCAUAAUACAGAACUCAUAAUUGAAAUAUGUGAUGGUUUACGUCCACCAAUUGUUACAAAUGCACCUGAAGGUUAUAUUGAUUUAAUGAAAGAAUGUUGGCAUUCUGAUCCAAAAAAAAGACCAAAAGCAGUUGAAUUAUCGAAUAAAUUUGCGCAAAUGCAUCGUAAUGUAUGGAUGAUUAAAAUUAUAAAAUCAUCAGAUAUUGGACCUGUAACAACAAAUAAUCCUAACGCCGUAUAUAAGAGUAGAUAUUUAAGUGAUAUGAUAAAAUCUGCAUCUUCUACAAGAAGUUUAAGAAGCAAAUCUAUUACUUCAGAAGAUAAAAGAAAAUUUGAAGAUAAUCAAUCUGAAAAUAACUUUGAAAAUGGUAAAAGUAUUAAAAAGAUUAAACUAAUUAAAUAUGAAAAUAAUGAUUACGCUACAAGGGAACUUGAAUUUGAUAUCGAUUCCAAACAACCUAAUGAUGAUAGUAAUAUUCAAUUAUUAGAAGAUAAUAGUAAUCAAUUAUCUGAUAUUCAUUUCGAGGAUAAAGAACGGGGAGGAAAUAACUCUAUGGAUUUAACUAACAAGAAUCAGUCACAAGAGGAUGAUUUGUCCUACUACUCACCUGACGACGAUUUUAGUGACUCUGAAGAAUCUAAAGCGUUAAUGAUUAAACAUCACAUUCUUUCUCUCAAGAGAAUGUACGAAGAAAUACAUGAAUUUCCUGACCCCAAAUACAUGUUCGACCUCAAGACAAAAGGGCUCACUACUCCUGAAAAGUUUGUUGCAUGGUGGAAUGAGAGCCAUCCAGAUUUUCAAAUCACCAUUGAUUCUAUUAGGGAAUGGAAUUAUCGCAAAGAUGAAGAUCCUUCCCGCUAUAAUCUCAACUGGGGCAAGUAUGGAGAUUGA
This is a messenger RNA of Rhizophagus irregularis DAOM 181602=DAOM 197198, 1860 nucleotides long. The record is from RefSeq and is a predicted model, not a curated record. NCBI's taxonomy places the organism in Eukaryota, Fungi, Glomeromycota, Glomeromycetes, Glomerales, Glomeraceae.